This is a messenger RNA of Maniola jurtina (meadow brown), 2468 nucleotides long. Its product is annotated as aquaporin AQPAn.G-like. Gene Ontology annotation, molecular function: water channel activity. The transcript has a single exon. The record is from RefSeq and is a predicted model, not a curated record. The coding region runs from base 291 to 1076 and encodes 261 amino acids. Gene Ontology annotation, cellular component: plasma membrane. Gene Ontology annotation, biological process: transmembrane transport. NCBI's taxonomy places the organism in Eukaryota, Metazoa, Arthropoda, Insecta, Lepidoptera, Nymphalidae.
GUUUCGUUGGCAGAUAACAUUGGCCUAUCUGUGUGACUUAUUAUUCACUCCUCGCUGCGAAUAUUCAAGUCAUACAUAAAGAUACAUCAAUAUCAAUAUUUUCACCUGAUCGCCUUCCGAGAACAGUCGUCUGUCGCGUUCACUAGUGUUGUUCCAAAAUUUGUGCAAGUGAAUAAGAGAGCCCAUUUAGUGAUGAGACAAAAUGAUACAAUAUAGUGUUUACGUAAAGCGUGUGUAACUUUGAAACAAGCGAUUUCUUUUAGAAUUUGCAUUGUUUAUAUUUACUGAAGAUGACCAUCUUGCAAAAUAUUCCGGAACGAGUUACAAAAACUUCACCGGUAAAGAAGAUAGCGCGAUGGUGGUCCAAAGAAUUUAAAGUUAUUUUGGCUGAAUUUGUAUCGACUACGUUAUUGGUAUUUUUGGGAUGCAUGGCUAACAUACCCCUGGACGAUUUCACCGUCCAGCCCCCGAUGUACGGCCCGAUUGCUUUCGGUCUGGUCGUCUUGUUCAACAUAACGUCAUUCGGGCACAUAUCUGGAGCGCAUAUGAACCCUUCGGUCACAUUGUCUGCAAUAAUAUGGGGCAGCGUGUCGUUCCCUUUAGCAGUAAUGUAUGUUAUAGCUCAGUGCAGCGGGGCGAUCAUCGGAUACGGUUUAUUGCUAACUGUUUCGCCCAUUGACUUAAUCCCAGGAAGUGUUUGUAUUACCCAGCCACAUGUGAAUCACGCUACGUACCAAUCUUUGAUAGUUGAAAUAGUACUGUCUACUGCAUUGGGAUUUAUUAAUUGUGCCGUGUGGGAUCCAGUGAACAAAGAGAAGCAAGAUGCGAUUCCGUUGAAGUUUGGUUUCACUAUUGCAGCCUUGUCUCUCGCAGGAGGCCCUUUGACUGGAGCGAGUAUGAACCCAGCUAGGUCCUUAGGACCUGCGGUGUGGACUGGUAAUUGGAAUACUCAUUGGGUGUAUUGGCUGGGCCCGGCUCUAGGCGGUGCAAUCGCACCUCUACUUUACAAAAUUGCGUGGCUUGAAAAUAAGCAGGAUAAGGAAUCUGAAAUACAAUCUAUCAAUGGCCAAUUGUAAAAAAUGUUAAGAAAAGUUUUAAUAAGUACUUAUGGUAUAGCUUUACUUAGAGAUUUUAAUAUUGUCUUGUAAACGAAUUUAUAAUUUACUCUCAUUAUAUACCUACGAUGAUAUAAUUUCUAUAGAUGCCAACAGCCAUAAAGGAAUGUUUUUCAUCCGUCAGGGUAAUUAACGAACAAACAUAAUAUUAUGAGUCAAUUCUGCAGGUACACGCUAAAUAUUAUAAUAAUAUUUUUGGUAUGAUAUUCUGUAAAAAUACUUAUUAAUGAGAUAAUACUGGACUUUCAGCAAGGAUUCGGUGUAAUUAUUUGGAUUAUUUUAUUGUAUCAUUUAUUAUUCAACUAGUUUUAAAUCCCUAAUAUCCGUACUAAUAUUAUAAAUGCGAAGGUGUGUGUCUGUCGCGUGUCUAUCUAUUGGUAUGUCUGUCUGUCUGCUAGCUUUCACUAAUAGACGGUUCAUUCGUUUAACCGAUUUUGACGAAAUUUGGUACAGAUAUAGCUUGCAUGCCGGAGAAUGACUAAUUUUAAUCCAGGAAAAUCAAAAAGUUUCCACGAGAAUUUUAAAGACCGAAAUCUACGCGGACCAAGUCGCGGACAUCAUCUAGUGAUGAAUAAAAAAUAUUUAUUAAAUCGUUGCAUAAUUAUAUGCUACCUAAAUAGAAACGAAAGAAGAAUGUGAUUAAAAGUUUUAGGUGCAUGGAUAUAAUUUAAAAUAAAUUUAAAAUUAAGUUAUGCCGAAAUGUUUAGCUUAUAGUAUCCCGCCGAAUAUAUUAGUUAUUCGGUCAAGGAAUCUUCGAAGCACGUUGUGGAAAUUUCUGUACAAACUAUACAUAAUGAUGUAAGGUAUUCUGAUGUGUAAAAAGAUGGUUGUUUGAGUAAUGUAAGACGUGUAAGAAAUUACUUUCGGAUAUAAUAGUUAAGUACCGUUAAUGCAAGUCGUUAAUGAGGACACUUGUCUUUUAUGCCUACGUGAUUAUUGAUAAAAUAUAAAGUUUCAGAUGGUAUACUUAUUUAUUGAACAUUGUGAUAUUGGUAACAUGUAACUCAGUAUUAUUUGACAUUAAAACAUCAUUAUAUUUCCAUCAAACAAUUUUAUUUUACUUUUCUAAAUAAUAUUUGAUGUUUCGCAUAAUUUAAUAUUAGGUUUACGGAUCUCAAAUUGAGACUAAUCUUCUUAAGUAGGUAAUUAAUUGCCUUUCAUACCUGUUUCGUAUAAAUACAUGUACCUACCUAUUGAAACGGGCUAAAAUAGUAUAAAUAGUGCGAUGUCGAUUUUUAUAUUAUUAUUGAUCCUCUAACGCCCUAAACAUGUGAAUUAUAUAUUUCGGCAGUCUUUUGAAUAUCACUGGAUUUAGAUUAUCUUAUCUUCUAUUUACUUAUUGAUUAUAUUUUA